Molecule: messenger RNA, 1185 nt
Organism: Ipomoea triloba (trilobed morning glory)
Lineage: Eukaryota; Viridiplantae; Streptophyta; Magnoliopsida; Solanales; Convolvulaceae
Product: WAT1-related protein At3g28050-like
Exons: 7
Coding region: 226-1071 (281 amino acids)
Cellular component (GO): plasma membrane
Molecular function (GO): transmembrane transporter activity
Source: RefSeq, a predicted model, not a curated record
UGGAAAGUGAGAUUUUGAGAAAGGAAGUACUUCCCUUUGUGGCAAUGAUAGUAGAGGCGUGUAUGCUGAAUGCAAAAGCCACAAUAUCCAAAGCAGCCCUCAACUCCGGCUUGAGCUCUCUUAUAUUCGUUGUUUACUACAAUUCCCUUGGCUCUCUCCUUCUUCUUCCUGGAUUCAUUUUCCAGAGGCACAGGCCGAAGAAAUGCACUAGCUCUGACCUUGUCUAUGCUGAGAAGAUGUUUCAUCCUUGGCGUGCUCGGGACAUGUACGGUGAUUUUGGGUACCCUAGGGCUCAACUAUAGCUCUCCUACUCUCUUUGCAGGCAUUAGUAACUUGAUGCCUGGUUUUACAUUUGUUCUUGCCAUGAUUUUCAGGAUGGAGAAGUUUGAGGUGAAGAGAAGAACAUGGCAAGCAAAAUCAGUAGGCACAAUUGUGUCAAUCAUAGGGGCAUCUGUCAUGACUCUAUAUCAAGGACCAACAAUCUUGGGAUCAUCAUCUUCUUCAACUUCUGAUUUGCCUCAGCAGUACUCUCUUCUGUCACAAGAUUCCUCAAGGUGGGUGGUGGGAGGUGUUAUGAUUGUAGCCUCAUACGUUGUUGCAUCUGGUUGGUACAUUCUUAAGACAGCUAUACUAAAGGAUUACCCAGAACAGAUUACAAUAGUGUUCUUCAGUACUUUCUUUUCUAGCAUCCAAUGCGCAAUUGUGACACUACUCCUAGAAAGGAAGCUAGAUGCUUGGAAGUUGCAGCCUGGCAUUGGAAUGAUUGCCAUUGUUGCUUCUGCGGUUUUAGAGCCUGUUUGUGUCAACAAUAUUGCUGCCUUCUGCUUGGUGAUGAAGGGUCCUCUGUACGUUGCCAUGUUCAAACCACUGGGAGUUGUCAUUGCAGCAAUUAUGAACCUCAUUUUUCUUGCAGAGGCCCUUUAUUUGGGCAGUAUUGUUGGAUCAAUAAUCAUUACUGUUGGAUUCUACGUGGUGAUGUGGGGCAUGUUGAGAGAGGCAACGGAUAUUAUUUUAUGCGAAACUACUGCACCUGCCACUGCCAAUCAAACAUCCCCUCUGCUACAAAAGUAAACCUAGUCCUACUCAUUGUGUACCUCAUACUAUAGAUUCCAUUAAAUUAUUAGCUAGUGAUGAUACCAAUUCAAAACUGCUGUAUAUAUUUAUCUUUCCUUUAACUUUAUUAUU